Molecule: messenger RNA, 684 nt
Organism: Penicillium paradoxum
Lineage: Eukaryota; Fungi; Ascomycota; Eurotiomycetes; Eurotiales; Aspergillaceae
Exons: 1
Coding region: 1-684 (227 amino acids)
Source: RefSeq, a predicted model, not a curated record
AUGACCAUACCAAACUCCGACGAGGUCCCACCGGCAUACUAUCCAUCCCAGGAAGUCGAUUUUCCCACCGAUGAGAAAGAAGGAGAUUCCUUGAUCCUCUCACCUGAUGAAAACGAGCCCGGGUUAGCCGCUGCCUCUACUCUCAGCCGCGGCCUCCAGGUGCCAUCCAGAUCCACAGCUUGCACAUCUGGAUUCGAGUAUCCCGCUGAACUGGCCUCCUACAAUAUCUCCAAAGACCAAUGGACAAAAUUUACACAAGUUGUCUGUGACGAGGCCAAGCUUUCAUGGCCGCAGUGGAGAACGGUCGUUGGCAAGGGACUGGGAACAAUGGCAGUAGGCGGGCUAAUGAUUGGUGUCCUGGGAGCCAUUCCUGCGAUCUUCGUUGCCCGUCAGAGUAGACAACGGCAAGAACAGCGAAACCUGAUCUCGUCGAUGGCAGGAGCUCGGGGGGAACAUCUCUCUCGCCACAUCUCGCAAUGGAAUGAGACGUUUUUUCGGCCUAGGGGGAUCUUGAUCCGCGUUGACUUGCCGCAUGAGUACUUGGAAGAUAUGGAGGAUAUGAAUAUCCAUACGAGUGGUGGAGCAAGACGAUCUACGGAGAAGAAUCGCGAUAAGGCGGCGCUCAAGGCGAGAAUUGUCAUCAUUCCACUUGACGAGUCGAUGUCAAAGUCGGAGUUCGCUUGA